This is a messenger RNA of Phaethon lepturus (White-tailed tropicbird), 1070 nucleotides long. It is a transcript of the gene PDGFRL, whose product is annotated as platelet-derived growth factor receptor-like. The record is from RefSeq and is a predicted model, not a curated record. The transcript is spliced from 5 exons. The annotation marks the transcript as partial. Lineage: Eukaryota; Metazoa; Chordata; Aves; Phaethontiformes; Phaethontidae.
UUAUUGGACAGCCUGUGAAGAGCAAGCAUCCAAAAGAACCUGGGGAGAACAAAAUUAAGCCUGUUAACAAAAAAGUAAAACCCAAAACCCACAAAAUGAAGGAGAGGGAAUCUGCUGACUCCUCUUUGAAGUCCCAGUCCAUAUUGACACAGGUGAUGGAUAAAGGUCGUUUCCAGAAACUAGCUGCCACUUUAAGCCUGUCUGCAGGACAAAGCAUGGAACUGCGAUGUAAGGGGAGUAAUGUUACUUGGAACUAUCCUUCAUACUUAGACACCUUUAAAGACUCCAGACUCAGUAUAAAGCAGCUUGACAGGUACAGUCAGCUGAUCCUUGCAAACUCCACUGCAGCAGACACAGGUGAAUAUAGCUGCUGGCUUCAGCUGUGCAAUGGUAACAAAUGCAGGAAGGAUGAGACUAAAACAGGUUCAACGUACAUCUUUUUUACAGAUAAAGAGGAACUUUUUGUACCUACUCCCAGUUAUUUUGAGAUUGUCUACCUGAACCCAGAUAAACCUGCAGUCAUCCCAUGCCGUGUUACUACCCCUUCAGCAAAAGUAACUCUACACAGGGAAUUUCCAGCAGAAGAAAUUCAAACAGAUGGAAUUGAUAUUAUUUACGAUGUAAAGAAGGGUUUUGUCUACCAGCACCCUACUUCUGAUCAUAAAGGUAUAGUCUACUGCAAAGCAGAGUCACAGGGAGCACCUCAGAUUUCCAUCAAGUAUCACCUACUGUAUGUGGAAGUUCCCAAGGGCCCGCCUUCAACCACAAUUGCAUCGUCGUCCAAUAGAGCAGAAGUCAGUGACAGCGUUCAUGUAAUCUGCACAGUCCUUGGGGAGCCAGAUGUAGAAGUGAACUUCAGGUGGCAGUACCCAGGGCAAGAGUCUAAGAGGCCUGUGAUUAUCCAAAGCUUCUGGAGAUUGAUAAACAGAGGAACCGGACAUACCACAAGAAUCUCAAAGAGUGUUCUUCUUGUUGAGGAUUUUGAAGCCGGAGAUGCUGGAAACUAUAUUUGUAUAGCUCAGAACGUACAAGGAGAAACAACAGUAGCUACUGAAGUUGAACUAAAUUGA